Fusarium redolens is the source of this 1449-nucleotide messenger RNA. RefSeq names its product aldehyde dehydrogenase domain-containing protein. Gene Ontology annotation, molecular function: aldehyde dehydrogenase (NAD+) activity. The transcript has 4 exons. The record is from RefSeq and is a predicted model, not a curated record. The coding region runs from base 1 to 1449 and encodes 482 amino acids. NCBI's taxonomy places the organism in Eukaryota, Fungi, Ascomycota, Sordariomycetes, Hypocreales, Nectriaceae.
AUGGCUGCACCAACGUCAACGAAGUACGAGACACGUCUCUUUAUUAAUGGCCAGUUCUCCGCGGCCUCAGACGGAGGGACUUUCCCGUUGAAUUCGCCGCUCACACGUGAGACGGUCGCUUUGGUAUCCGAGGCCACAGUAGAGGACACAAAUCGUGCUGUUGCAGCGGCAAAGGCGGCCUCGCUAGCAUGGGCGAGUAUAUCGGUCCACGAAAGAGGAGCUUAUAUGAACAACCUCGCCAAUUUGAUCGCGGAGUCUGAGAAGGAACUCGCUAGCCUAGAGGCCAUCUCCAUGGGGCGACCCAUCUCUGGCUACUGGGAUGCAAAAGCCGCGGUGAAAAAGCUUCAGUAUUUCGCCACGGCUGGCUGGAACGGCCAGGGUCGCACUAGUCUCAAUACUCCAGGAUUCGUCAACUUGACUCUGAGGCAGCCGUUUGGAGUUGUUGCUGCUAUUAUUCCCUGGAAUGUUCCGGUGUACGUUUUCAUAAAUAAGAUCGCGCCCGCGAUCGCGGCUGGCAACACUGUGGUUCUCAAGAGCAGCGAAAAAGCCCCUCUGACGUCGGCAAAGCUUGCAGGGCUCAUCCAAAAAGCUGGCUUCCCACCUGGUGUCGUCAAUGUGCUUUCCGGCCAUGGCCAUGUCUCCGGUGCCACCCUUGCUUCACACAUGGAUGUUAGGCUAAUCACAUUCACUGGCUCAGGACGAACUGGGCGCCUGAUCCGUGAAGCGGCAACAAAAUCCAAUAUGAAGAACGUUAUCCUUGAGCUGGGAGGAAAGACCCCGGCUGUAGUUUUCGACGAUGCGGAUCUGGAGCGCGCAGCCAAGGAAACCUUCCACAGUAUCCAGUGGAACAGCGGACAGGCAUGCAUGGCUAAUUCUCGUGUGUAUGUCCAUGCUUCAGUGGCGGAACGCUUCUUGGAUCUAUUCAAAGAAUGUGCCAAAGACGUCAGACUGGGUGACCCUCUGAACCCAGAAGUCAAUCAUGGGCCGCAAGCGGACAGUGUACAGUACGACAUCGUCAAGAAGUACUUUGAGAUGGGCAAGCAGGAUGGCAAACUUGUUCUUGGAGGUGUGCCGGAGGAUACCGCAGGUUACUUCAUUCAUCCGACCAUCUUGGUUGAAACACCUGAGAGUGCACAAAUCAUGAGAGAUGAAGUUUUUGGGCCCAUCGUCAACAUCAACAUCUUUACUCAUGAAGACGAGGUUAUCCGAAUGGCAAACGAUACCGAAUUCGGUCUCUAUUCCGCUAUAUACACUCGGGAUAUUGACCGGGCCAUGCGCUUCGCAAGAGCCUCAGAGGCCGGCACGGUAGCAAUUAACUGCACUAGUCCUACAGGUGCAUUUGACCUUCCAUUUGGAGGUUACAAAGCAAGCGGCAUCGCGCGAGAGGGGAUUCAUGACAGCCUGGACAACUAUUUGGAGACCAAAACUGUCAUCAUCAGAACGGGAUAG